AUGAGGGUCUCCGGUGCUGUGUUCCCCACACCCCGUAAUCCUUUCCCCAUUCCCGUCCCUCCCUACCACGGCCAACAGGUUGCUAGAACGAGUCAGCUACCUUUGGCAGCCUGGAAUGUUCGUUCACUUUUAGACAAUCCGAGGAGCAGUCGGCCGAAACGAAGGACGGCGUCAGUCGUGCGAGAAAUGACGCUCUACAAAGUGGGAAACGCUGCUUUCAGCGGGAUCCGCUUCUCCGAGCAGGGCCGGCUGGAGGAGGUAGUUGUCCGCUACACCGUGUUUUGGGACGGUCGCCCAAAGGCAGAGCGAUGCGACGCAGGCGUCGCCUUUGCCAUUCGUAACAACAUCGUUGGACGAUUGCUCUGUUUACUGCAGGGCGUCAGCGACCGACACAUGAGCUUGCGCCUGCCUCCUCGGGGAGCCAAAUCCGCUACCGUCGUCAGUAUUUACACCACUUCCCUCCCCAAUGACCAGCUCCAAGAAGGCGAAGGUCAAGUUCUGUGA
This is a messenger RNA of Spirometra erinaceieuropaei, 504 nucleotides long. The record is from the annotation of a GenBank genome assembly. Lineage: Eukaryota; Metazoa; Platyhelminthes; Cestoda; Diphyllobothriidea; Diphyllobothriidae.